Messenger RNA from Colletotrichum truncatum, 807 nucleotides. RefSeq lists its product as uncharacterized. The record is from RefSeq and is a predicted model, not a curated record. NCBI's taxonomy places the organism in Eukaryota, Fungi, Ascomycota, Sordariomycetes, Glomerellales, Glomerellaceae.
AUGACCGUGACGGAGCUUGCUCUGCUCCAGUUCAGGGAGCCUCUGACGGAGGAGCUGAAGGAGCUUAUGGACUACUGCCAAACAGUCCAGGACACUUGGGUCCUCCGUCAGAAGCCUGGCCUCCCACCUACGCGCGUAGCCCGUGGCACUUCCAUCCUCCAGCAGGUCGAGGACCCCCGCGUGGUUCUGCUGGCGGCGCAGUGGGACUCCCCCGAGGCUCACAACGAAUGGAUUGCCUCGCCCGAGAACCAAAACGUCAUGGCCAAGCUGAGGCCGCACAUCCACAUCGACGGGCCACGGGCUGUUCUCUUCUUCCAUAUCGAUGCGCCCAUCUUCGUGGACUCGCGGACUGCUUCAGCUCAGACGGCCGAUGCGGAAACAAAUGGAGGAGAGGCGGCUGAGUCGGAGUCAAAAGAUAAGGGGCCGGAAGCCCCGGCACCAGCCGCCGCGGAAGAGAGCAAGUCGGAUGGAAAGAAGAAGGCCGAAGACGAGCCUCUCAACCUGCUGACGGCACCUGUGCUUAGUGUCGGACGCUUCGGAGUGCGGUCCGAACGUAAGGAGGAGUUCGUCAAGAAAUACGCCGAGGCCAAAUGGGUUGUCGAAGAGCACUCGAAGCCGUACCCCGUGCGUGGUGGCUGGCGCAUCGAGAAGGCGGCGGAAGGGCUUGAGGAGUUUGUCAUGUAUUGCGGCUGGUCGUCGGUGGAGCAGCACAGGGCCAUUGCACAGCACGAGGGAUUCAAAGAGUGGGCGGGCAUUCAGGAGUUUGUAACGGGGACGGACAUCUGGCACUACCAGAGGAUCAUGUAG